AUGACGUCAAAUAUCACCAACACCUCUUGGGUGACGUCAAUGAACACCGAUUUGUCAGAUUUCACAACGGCUACCGAUGCUCAAGAUGAAAGGGUGGAUUCACGCACAGACUAUAACGGAACGGAUUUCGACGGAUGGCCUUAUUUUCACAUAGAGGGCCUUGAAUACUGGGUCAUUGUUGUGAUUAUCGUUAUUUUCGGCUUAAUUGGCAACGCAUUUUCCUUUCUUCUGAUGAGCGACGGCCAAUUUUCUCUCCUGUCCUACCCAGUUUAUUUAAAAGCACUAGCUGUAUCGGACAGCGUUCAACUGAUUACAAAGCUUGUUGAGGAGACCCAAAUGGAAUUUGGUUUCAACGAAUUCAGUAACUUCAGUGACGUCGUCUGCAAGUUGUGGCAAUACGUCCGAUACAGCACCUUGAUGCUGUCGCCAUGGUUGGUGGUUGGACUCAGCCUUGACCGGCUCGUCUGCGUGCUGUUCCCGAUGACACGUGACCGGUUCUGCACCAAGAAGAAGGCUUUGGUCGUCUGCUCCUGCCUCGCUCUGGUGUUCGCGGUGAUCAUGAUCCCAGUUCUGACUAGUCUUAGAGUGGUGGGUGGUCUGUGCGGGGGACGUCAGGUGUCAGAUGCGCUGCUCGCUCUGUUCAUCGUCAUCCGCUUGAUUCUGUCGUCGACUCUCCCCUGCCUGCUCAUCUUCAUCCUCAACGUCGCCAUUAUCGUCCGGAUUCGACUAAGCGCCACCUUUCGGAAGACUUUUACAUCGACAUCCGCAUCAAGUUCCGCUCGUAGCAACAUGGACAGCUCGACGCGCCCUCUAGUGAUGGUUUCGGUCAUCGCGUUCCUCACUCUCCUGCCCUUCUCCAUCACAGAAUGCGUUCAGAUUCUGCUCAGCUUGACCCUGAUUGAUAUAAAAACUUUGCUUCUCACCGUGGAAAUGUGGCCGCUCUUUCAUCUCAUACAAAUGCUCAACUUCGGACUGAAUUUCUACAUCCUCGUCAGCAGCUCGGCCACCUACCGAAAUAUUAUCGCCGCUAAAGUGAAAUGCUCGGAUCGCCGACCGAAAGCGCCGCGGUUUCGACGGAACCCGAAGACAUCUUCGCAAAUGUCGGCUACCACUACGUCAUCUAUUAACGUAGCCACUGCUGAGAUAGAAAACUGA
Messenger RNA from Gigantopelta aegis, 1155 nucleotides. RefSeq names its product cysteinyl leukotriene receptor 1-like. The record is from RefSeq and is a predicted model, not a curated record. Gene Ontology annotation, biological process: G protein-coupled receptor signaling pathway. The transcript has a single exon. Gene Ontology annotation, molecular function: G protein-coupled receptor activity. Gene Ontology annotation, cellular component: plasma membrane. NCBI's taxonomy places the organism in Eukaryota, Metazoa, Mollusca, Gastropoda, Neomphalida, Peltospiridae. Bases 1 to 1155 code for a protein of 384 amino acids.